GGCUGCCCAGCUUGGGAUCUUUGAUUUUGAUUUUCUCUGCCUUAGGAUUUUCUCUGACUAGAUCCACGUCCCUUCCAGAAAUGUGGAGGCGGAUGAGCCGGGCAGGCACGUUGCGCUGUAUGUACAGGAUGGCCUGGAGAUGUUGGAUGUUGAAAGCAAAGGCCUAGGAGGAGGGAUGACUGGAAGUUCCAGACCUUGGAGCUGAUGAGAGACCUCUGUUACAGCCCUUUCACAGGAUCUGUAAAAUCUGGAACCAUGAAGGAAGUGGUUAAACACUCAGGGUCAGAGCUGCUGUUUAUUGAGUAGAUACUUUGGGCUAAGGCCAGAACUUGGAAUUUUACCCACGUUAGUCACGUCACCAGCACAACUCCCUGGAGAACGGUAAUCCUCAUGUGAGAGAUGAAAAAAACAGAAGGUCUGCAGGGUUAAAUUUCCUGCUGAGUCAGUGAGUUAGGCUUCAAAUCCAUGGCUUCUGGGCUCCCAAGCUCCUGUUCUUUUCAGCUCUAUCCCUGCCAGGUAUCCCCACCCCUCCCUGUAACAAAUAUUUUGAGAAAUGCAGGUUUGGGCAAGAGCAGGCUUGUUUCGGAAAGAUUCACAGAAUGCACCCAGAGACACCAGGAUGCCUUUCAUCUGGAUGUAAAUCUCCCUCCACCCCCUCACCUGAAGAGCAGGUAAAGAAAGGUGGACCAGUGCUUCAGGGGCUUCCUUGACAACAUGACCUAUAAGUAUCUCUUAGGCUUAGACUGGAAGAAGCAAACCCCAUAUUUAGUUUUUCAAAUGCGAGUUGGGAAGAAUGUGCAGAGGUGAAAACCAGGAGGAAACGCUUGGUCUGAAUUCGAGAUGAACCGAAUAGAUGCUUUUGCCAAAUAGGGUGAAAAAUUUGGACCGUUUGCUGGAGAGAAGAGAAUGCCAGAAGACUUGGAUGAAAAUAUGGAUUACAGGUUGAUGUGGGAGGUUCGUGGGAGUAAGGGAGAAGUUCUAUACGUUUUGGAUGCUACCAACCCACGACACUCCAACUGGCUUCGCUUUGUUCAUGAGGCACCAUCUCAGGAGCAGAAGAAUUUGGCUGCCAUCCAAGAAGGAGAAAACAUUUUCUAUUUGGCAAUUGAAGAUAUAGAAACAGACACAGAGCUUCUGAUUGGCUACCUGGACAGUGACAUGGAGGCCGAUGAGGAAGAACAGCAAAUUAUGACAAUGAUCAAAGAAGGGGAAGUUAAAAAUUCUAAAGGACAAUCAACAGCUGGCAGAAAAGAUUGCCUUGGCUGUAAAGAGGACUAUGCUUGUCCCCAGUGUGACUCGAGUUUUACCAGUGAGGAAAUUCUUGCUGAGCAUCUUCAGACAUUACACCAGAAACCUACCGAAGAGAAAGAAUUUAAGUGCAAGAACUGUGGGAAGAAAUUCCCAGUUAAGCAGGCUUUGCAAAGACAUGUUCUUCAGUGCACAGUGAAAAGCAGUUUGAAGGAUUCUUCACGAAGUUUUCAGUGCUCUGUUUGCAAUUCUUCCUUCAGUUCAGCAUCGAGUUUUGAGCAGCACCAGGAGACCUGCCGGGGGGAUGCCAGGUUUGUGUGCAAGGCGGACAGCUGUGGGAAGAGGCUGAAGAGCAAGGAUGCCCUCAGAAGACACCAGGAAAACGUCCAUGCGGGAGAUCCUAAGAAAAAGCUCAUAUGUUCAGUGUGCAAUAAAAAGUGUUCUUCACCAUCAAGCCUACAAGAACAUAGAAAGAUUCAUGAGAUAUUUGAUUGUCAGGAAUGUAUGAAGAAAUUUAUUUCAGCUAAUCAGCUAAAACGUCAUAUGAUCACUCACUCAGAAAAACGACCCUAUAAUUGUGAGAUUUGUAAUAAAUCUUUCAAGAGGCUCGAUCAAGUGGGCGCCCAUAAAGUGAUACACAGUGAAGAUAAGCCUUACAAAUGCAAGCUUUGUGGAAAGGGAUUUGCCCACAGGAAUGUUUACAAGAAUCACAAGAAGACCCAUUCUGAAGAGAGACCAUUCCAAUGUGAGGAAUGUAAAGCUUUGUUCCGAACCCCAUUUUCUUUGCAGAGACACCUGCUCAUACAUAACAGUGAGAGGACUUUCAAGUGCCAUCACUGUGAUGCUACCUUUAAAAGAAAAGAUACCUUAAAUGUUCAUGUCCAGGUGGUCCAUGAAAGACACAAGAAAUACAGAUGUGAGCUGUGUAAUAAGGCAUUUGUUACACCUUCAGUGCUUAGAAGUCAUAAGAAAAUUCACCUAUCCUUGUGUGGUUGCUUUAUGCUGACAUUAGAGACACAUACAGGAGAAAAGGAGAAAAUCUGCCCUUACUGUGGCCAGAAAUUUGCCAGCAGUGGUACACUGAGAGUUCAUAUCCGUAGCCACACAGGUGAGCGUCCCUAUCAAUGCCCUUACUGUGAAAAAGGAUUCAGUAAAAAUGAUGGACUGAAGAUGCAUAUUCGUACUCACACCAGGGAGAAGCCAUACAAGUGCUCCGAGUGCAGCAAAGCCUUCAGCCAGAAGCGAGGCCUGGAUGAGCACAAGAGGACGCAUACCGGAGAAAAACCUUUUCAGUGUGAUGUGUGUGACUUGGCUUUUAGCCUAAAGAAAAUGUUGAUCCGACACAAGAUGACUCACAAUCCCAAUCGUCCACUGGCAGAAUGCCAGUUUUGCCAUAAGAAGUUUACAAGGAAUGACUACCUCAAAGUGCACAUGGACAAUAUCCACGGUGAAGCUGACAGCUAAUGGUAGCUGUAAAGGAAUUAAACCAUUUAGAAGGGCUCCUAAUAUGAAACCCAGAUUUCUCUCACCUGAUUAGCAUAGCAGAAGUAUCUAAAAGUAAUUCACUGGUCUCAUAGUUCUUAUUUGCCUACCUUUAGAGUUUGUAGAUGCUUAUGCAAAAAAAAAAAAUUAAAAAAAAAGAAGAAGAAAGAAGGAAGGAAAAUAAGUCCUACUUUACCAAAAAAAUGGUACAAAUGGAAAAAAAAAUUCAUAGCCUUGCAAAAUAUUACUUGUGCUCUGUUUUAUAAAAUAGAAAAAAGAGUCAUGGCUUUCCUUCUUGGCCACCUCUCUGUAAUGAAGUUUAUUAAUAAGCUCUUUAUUAGGCCUUUUUACUUUUUUGUCAUCUUUGUGUGUGUGUGUAUGUGUGUGUGCAUGCAUGCACAUGCUGGUCAUUACAACUGGCUAUUACUGAUUUAGCCAGAAAGAAAUUAAUAUACCAAAAUAUGUCAUUGCAGAUGAGGUAAGGUCAAGAGUUUUUAAAAUAUUAAGCAUGAUAACACAAUAAAACUUGCUAUUUUAUGAAACAGACCAAAAGUUAAUCUUAUUUAUAGCUCCCCACAACAGUUCAGUUUAAAAUAAAGAUGUGUUUAAGAACUGAAGCAUCUAUUGAAUUGUUGCUCAUUUUAGACAAUUCUUAAGAAACAUUAUUUCCUCUCAUCAUUCAGAUGCAGACAUUCAUGGCCUGCAAUACUUUCACAAGAUCUAUACAAGACCAUACACUUAAAUAUAUAUCAAACUGAUCAUAAUGAGUUUUUACUAGUUAUCUUUAGGAAUUAACAAUAUACAAAUAUAUGUAACUAAAAAUUAAAACAAAAUUGGUUCUCAAUAUGUGUUGAUUGACAGAGUGUCUGCACAUAGUGGCAUUACAAUACUAAUUAUGAUGAGCCCUUUACCUUCUCAUUCCAUAAAAGUGCACAGGACAUGUUGAUGCAGAUAUAAUAGAGUCCUCAGAGCAUUAACAUUCUGUUUUGCAAAAGACAUUUCCCAGAAUCUUGGCAGUAGAUGAUUCUGAAACACUUUUGAAUUACCCUCAAUUGUCCUAUAUAAUUAGGAAUCCAGAAUAAAAAGUACAAAUCUGGCAAUUGUUAUGAUUGAAAUGAUCACUGAUGCUUAAGGGAAAUGGAAGCAAGAAGCUUAAUUUCUUCCUUUAGGUUAUAUUUCAGUAACAUACUUGAUAGCAGCACAUAAUGAGCAACUUGUUUUGGGAGAAGGUAUGAUAAAAUAUAAUAGUGAUGUCAAAAUAGCAUAAAGAAAUCCAAAAACCAGAAGAAAAUCCAACUGAAGUCCAAAUCAUGAAGUUUUCUACUUAGAGGUCAGUCAAAUAAAGGAAGUAUAAUUUAAAGGAAGUUGGUCCUAAUGAUUUAAGUAAGAAGAAAGGUUAUCUGAAGACACAGUUCUUUGAAGUCAGGAAUCUUAUUUUAGAAUUAUAUUUUUGUUCAGUUCCAGUUUUAAAAAGAAACCUAAAGAUUCAAUAUAGAGAUUUAAAUUCUGUAAAAAUACUAAAUUUGAAAUUCAUCAGAGAGAACUUUAAAAAAUAUAAAUCUCAGAUUAUAAUUUAGAAGAUAUCUAAAUAUGGUUGUAUGUAGCAUUUUUGUAUCUGAAAUUAUAGACUAUAUUUUAUAAAAAUAGAUUUUGGUCUUGUUUCUCACUAUGUCGUUUGUUUCAACAGUAUGUUUUUAGAUCGAAAAUGUUUUCGAUUUAACGUGACAGUGUGCAUAAUAUCAUUUGAAUAUAAAAGGACAGCUGUAAAA
This is a messenger RNA of Canis lupus familiaris (dog), 4499 nucleotides long. It is a transcript of the gene PRDM5, whose product is annotated as PR/SET domain 5. Gene Ontology annotation, biological process: negative regulation of DNA-templated transcription; regulation of transcription by RNA polymerase II. The coding region runs from base 907 to 2712 and encodes 601 amino acids. Lineage: Eukaryota; Metazoa; Chordata; Mammalia; Carnivora; Canidae. The transcript has 17 exons. Gene Ontology annotation, cellular component: nucleus. The record is from RefSeq and is a predicted model, not a curated record. Gene Ontology annotation, molecular function: protein binding; DNA-binding transcription activator activity, RNA polymerase II-specific; RNA polymerase II cis-regulatory region sequence-specific DNA binding.